AUGCGCGGGCGGGGGGUGCGUCUAGACAUCGGCCUUGACCGCCGCGCGGUUUCCGCGCGACCGAGGUCGCCGCGACCCACAGCCCAGAGACCGAGUGCGAGCAACGGUCUAAACCAAGGCAGAUUCCAUCUAGCUCAGGGAACUAGCAAAAAGCAGACCAAAAUCAAAGAGGCCACAAUUUAUGGAUCGGAAAUGAUGCGAGCCAGGCGAGGCAGGGUGUGGGAGCGGGCGGGGUGGGGGCCGAAUAUCUCAGCGCGGGGUGACAUUGCGCGGACGUCGACACUAUGCCCGACCUACGGCACGGCACCGGCGCCCGCCCGCGCCGCUCAGCCCGCGGAAAAACGAUGCCUCAUCCGCACCACUACUUCGACUACACAAAUUCACUAG
This is a messenger RNA of Spodoptera exigua (beet armyworm), 387 nucleotides long. Lineage: Eukaryota; Metazoa; Arthropoda; Insecta; Lepidoptera; Noctuidae. The record is from the annotation of a GenBank genome assembly.